This is a messenger RNA of Ruditapes philippinarum (Manila clam), 6504 nucleotides long. RefSeq lists its product as uncharacterized. Bases 189 to 1994 code for a protein of 601 amino acids. The record is from RefSeq and is a predicted model, not a curated record. Lineage: Eukaryota; Metazoa; Mollusca; Bivalvia; Venerida; Veneridae. The transcript is spliced from 2 exons.
UUGGAUUAUACGAUAAUAACAGUAACGUCUAAAUUAUUUAUGUACGAGUAGUGUGAACUAUAAUUUAUUUCAGAAAACAUUGGUCAGAAAUUAUAGUAAGAAUCAAUAUUUUCACAACUAUUUUGCAAUACAUGAUGUACCAUGUUCCAUGUAUAUAAAUAUUUCCAGGUCUGACAGAUUAUUUGAAAAUGUUUUAUUCAAAGUCAGAAAGUUUUAACACUUUCUGCCACGAAUUAGAAGGAUUGGAAGGAUUUUCAUUACUAAUAGGACCGACGUUUGAAAAGAUAGAUUUUAAAUCUCAAGAUGUCACAGAAAUGAAUCAAAAUGAGGCACUGAUUGAAAUUCUGCAGAUUCCUUACACACUCGAAGGCAUUCAGCUUUUGAAGCCAAUUCUGGUUGUGGCAAAAGACACAACAGCAUCAGCAAAUUAUAUUGUGAGUUACUGGUUAAAUAAUGUCGAUAACAACAAUUACCCCAUGAACUUGAAUUCUCUAGAUGGAGUUUUCUUGUUAAAGAUAGCAGAUUCCGAUGAUGUUACUGAUUUAGAUAUAAUGAUGGCGGAAAGAUUUGAAAUGAAAAAGUCUGAUUACUCUCAAAGAAUACUCAUUAUCUUUGAAUGUAUUCCCACAGAUCAUUUCAAAUUGAAAAAAAUCUAUAAUUUGGCCUGUUCUUGCAAGUUUCAAGCUUGCAAGUUUAUCAUUAUCACCAAGAUCGAAACACAGGUCGUACUUGGUUUGCAAUUAGAUAUGCAGUUUAUUCUUAUUGCUGAUAAAAUUGAUGCAUUGCAUGUAGCUCGUGCACAAUUCGAUGAACGGAUAGAUGGACAUAAAUUAAGCAAAAUCAUCGAUCAAAUAGUAUCAAAGAGGAAAUGUGUUUUAUGGCAAAAAGACGCAAUAACAAAAAUUUGUUUUGAGAAUAUUCAUCCACUAAAUGAAGCUGCAACGAUACGCGUUCCUAAAGAUAUCAAUAACAUAGAAUUUCACGGAUGCAGUCACAAAAUUCAGGUUUUGCACUGUGCAAAUCAUUUAGAUAUAUCAGUAUCUAAUCGUUUUUCGAAUAUUCUACCAGAAAAUAUAGUUACACCAACGUUGACGACUAUUGCCAUAUAUUUUAAAUCAUUAGGACAUGUUUUUCGCAAAAGUGUGUAUGAGUCAUUUGCCUUUAAUAUAUCUAAGGCAACUCAAAUUUUGUCGUUACGCUUGUGUAAUAUGACAUUUGGGAGGAAAUCUAUCACUGUUGAACUUCAAAAAGAAGGGAUUGAACAAAUAAGGCAAUCUAUAGAGUCAAAUGAGGACUAUUGCCGUUUUGGAGCUCGCAUUUUAGGUCCAUGUCUAGGAAAAAUUUCGUUUGACAAAGAAGAUGUUGAAUCUAAAAAUAACAAUUCAUUUGUAAAACAAAUAAUGUUAGAUUUGAUAUGCUAUGAACUUGUGAAAACACACCAAUCAGUAUCAGAAUGCUAUGCUUCGGAAAGGGAAUGUGGUACGAUAAAACUUAUUUGCUUCGUAAACGAUGAUGUUCAGAUAGAUUCCUUUAAAGGAUUCCCUCUUUUAAAAACAGAUUACAACAACAUCAGUAAAGAAUCGCUGUUUGCAGAAAAUUCAUGUGACAGAGAAGAUAAUACCGUAGUAAAUGCAACAGUAGAAGAAUUUGAAGAUAUAAAUGAAACACUGUCAUUUCAUGCAGAAGCUCUCAUGGCAUCUCAUAGAAAUUUGGAAGCUGUAAAAGUAAGUUUUGUCCAGCCAAAAGACAUGACACUGGUACAAUCAAAAUUGUGCAUUGUCUUAUAUUGUAGAGCUAAGGGUUACAUUCCAUAUGGAGAUGUUCGUUUCCCUCGGACGCUGAUUCAUCCUUUCAAGAACAAAUCAUUCAGAACUGAUGUUCGGGAAGGUUAUUUUAUAGCAUGCCCUUAUCGUACCGAUCACAGCACUGAUUUCAACAAAGAACUAGCAAUAGGUUGUACGGACAACAUGAGCAAAAACCUGCUGCUACUUUAGGUCCGUUCAUAAAUAUUAAAGAAACCCACGAAACAUGUUUCUUGACAGUACGCCAUGUAUUUGGUCCACCUUCAAUUAAAGAGGACUGUCUUGUCGGAGCAAAAGUUGUUCAACCGGCUGACUAUCACUUAUCACCCGAUGAGGAUAAGCUACAGAAUCGACAUUGCGGAGAUGUUGUGGUCAGCCAAAUAGGGGGGCAAAUUGAUGCUGCGUUGGUAAAAAUAUCUGCUGAAAGAUUACCGGGAAGAGGUCAGUUUAUACAACUGACAAGAGAAGAUCUUGAGUGGACAGGUUUAACGGAACAGCCAAUGUUCAACGACGGGGCGUUUUUGGAUGCCAAAACAUUAACAGUGAAAGAUCUAGCCACUAGAAGAAUAAUAAAAAUUGGCUGCAUAACGUCUCUUACUAAAGGAACGUUGUCAACAACAGAAGGAAUUGUCAAGGAAACAAUGGAGUACUCUACCUUAGAAACACUUUACAAUGGGAGUAAAGAAAAAUAUCAAAUAAAGAGUCAGUUAAUGGUGGACUCUUAUUACAAAAAGGUAUUUUGCCAAGCUGGAGACUCUGGCUCCGCUGUGUUUUUGGUCGAAGAUGAUAAUCAUUUAAAUUGUAUUGGAAUGGUUAUUGGUUUCAUAUAUAAUGAUCACACAGCAAUUGUCACACCCAUUGACAAUAUCUUGAAGAUAUUAGGUCAUAAACUUAAACAAACACUAGAGUUAAAAAGGUUCCGAGAAACGGAUGAAAUGGACGAAUCUUAAGUGUUUAGAGAAUGUUGAAAAAACAGUACUACAUUACUGGUAAAUAAUUUACGGAAACAUUUUUGAUGAACCGUUUGUGUUGUAAGGAUUUUUAUUUUAUAUGUUUACUAUCUAUGGUGACUGAUUUGUGCCAUUCGUGGUUUCGCCCCGCCACCCUGCCAAAAGAAAUCGAGAAUUAACAGGUUAAAAUGACGAAAGCGCCAAGCAAGCUUAUAAAUGGGGGCGCGGAGCGAGAUUUAAGAAAAACAGCGGGGGCGAGAAGCGAAAAACACGCUUAUUAGCGCUUUCGCUGAUAAGCGUGUUUUCGCUUUGUGUCCCGCCAUUUUAACUUGUUAAUUCUUGACUUUUCGCUUGGCGGGCAGCGGGGCAAAAAUAUGUAAAUUAGCGGUUCACUUAUAAAACUUCGCCCCGCGGCCCCGUUUAUAAGCGUGUUUUCUCUCCGCUCCUCCGCCCUUACAUUUCUUAAAUCUCGCUUUGCGCCCUCGCGGGGAGAGGUUUUAUUUCUUAAACAUCGCCCCGCACCCUCGCUAAUAAGCGUGUUUUCGCUCCACGCCCCGGCCAUUUUAACUUCUUAAUUCUCGACCUUUUGCUUGGCUGUAUCGCGGGGCGAAAACACGCCAAUAACCGGGGCGCGGUGUGAAGUUUUAUUAAACUUCGUGCCGCGCACCCGCUAAAUGGCGUGCUUUUGCUGCGCACAACCGCCACUUUAUUUCUAAAAUCUUGCUCCGCGCUCUUGCGGGACAAUUUUUUUCUUAAUCGUCACCCCACGCACUCGCUAAUAAGCGUGUUUUUGCUCCGUGCCCCGCCAAUUUAACUUCUUAAUUCUCGAUUUUUCGCUUGGCUUAGUCGCGGAGCGAAAACACGAAUGGCAUAAAUCAGCCACCAUAAUUAUUAUUAAUUUUGUGAGAAUAAAAAAGAUAUAAAAGAUUUGUUCAAUCAAAUAUUUUUUCCAUAACGAAAUAUUCACUAAAACAAGUUUAGGGAGUUAUUUUACUUUGAAAUAAGUUCCAUGAAGCUCAUUAAGUUAAGUUUAUUCAGUAUUUUUUUUCGAUCGACCAACUGUAGGCCUUAAUGUCAUAAAACAUAAUGUAAGAAUGAUAUUAUCUAUCUCAUUUAAACUAGAGCUUGUAAAACAAAUGCCCAUUACUAAGGCAUGGAGUCCAUUCCGCAUUCUAUUACUACCGUAUAAAGCAUUAUAAUUUAUAUAUGUGUGAUUACAUAUGCACGCCAUUAUUUGCUUGUCAUUGUUUUUAUCAUAAUGUAUCAACAGUUUAAUCAACUUAUCUUAUCAUACUUACGUGUAUGUUUUACUCACACAAUUAUGACAUGAUACCUUUCUUUUGAUAAUUUGCUGAUUUUACAUAUAUGUAAAGAAAAUCUUGACAUUGUAAAGUGCACCUUGUUCUGUGCUUGUAAUGCUUUUGUCUUUUUAUGCUCCCCUAAUGGAGAGAAUAGAGUCGGAGAUUUGUCCGUCUUAACAUCCGUCACAAACUUGUUCUGAGCAAAACUUUGAAAGUAUUUAAGGAAUAUGAUUGACCAGUGAGAGAGAAAAAAAGAGUUCACAAAACAUAGCAUGACUUUGCUUUAAUUAUGAAUGAACUUACCUAAGGUUCUAAACUGUCUAUGAUAUCGCCUUAAAAAUCACACUUUUGUAGAGAUUAGACAAUCAAAGGAAUUUCACUGUCAAAGAACUAUAACUCUACAUUGUUAAGUUGUUUCGUUAUUUCCCUUUAUAAACUUAAUAGCACUUGGCCGAAGAAUAAUUCGAAAAUAUUGAAAGUAUUUAACUACACCUUCUCACAGUGAUGCAUACCAGUAAAAGGACGUGCAUUUUUACAGAACCAUACUACUUUGCUUACUUUUAAAAAUUAAUUAAUUAUUUUAUGUCUGUAUUUAAUUCUAUUUUUCCCACACUUUUAUAACGUUGCGUCAUUGUUAUAUUUGUUAUGCUUUUAUUAUACGUUACUGUCUGAAGAUAUAUACAAUAAUUGAAAGCGCUUAUAGAAAUAAACGUUUGAAAUUCAGAAUAAAACUUCUUAACUAUCCAUGUUAUUCAUACGUUCAUAUAAUUGUAAAAACUAGUGAGCGACUGUGCAGUGAUAAAGAACUAAGACCCCACUUUAUUUAGCUUUAGAAUUAUUUCCAAUGAUAAUAUUUAAUCAUGAGUGACCGGAGAAUAACUUGAAAAGUGUUUAAAUGUUAUCACACAGUGAUGUGAUAGAGAAUAAUAAGAAGACGUGCAGCGUACAAAAGCCAUAAUUCUAACUUGCUUACUUUGUUAUCAUCUGCCUUUAUUAUACUAGAAAUGGUAUAUAAUUAUAUGAUUGUGUGUAUAAACAUCUUAUUUGAUGUGCUUGUCAUAGUUAAAUUAUCUCCCUUUAUGAUGUAAAAAGUGCAUAUCAUGAAUAACUAAAAAAUUAUUGUAAAAAUAUUAACACACCACACAGUGAGAAAAAAGGGAUGUGUCAUAUAUAUAAUGAAACCUUUCUUUAGAUAGACUUUAUCACUUAAUUUUUGUUCGUAGUAAGUAGCCAUAUACUUCGGUUGGUCGUAAAAUUUUGGGGUGAAGUAAUGGGAAAGUCCGAUACGAUUGUCAUGGUCACCGGUGAUAUAUUUGAUAUUUUAAACUUUUGCAUAUACAUCCUUUAUGUAUUUACUGUUGAUUUUCAUAUUUGAAAUAUCUUGAUUGGUACUAUACUGUUAGGUGGAGAAGAGGAGGAAAAUUUAGUCAAGGUCAAGGUAAAAUAGAUUUCUUAACCUCCGCUCACGCAACUUUUGUUAAUUGAAUGAGUUUUUUUAUAUUUAUUGGGUAAAUGCUUUGGGUUGCCCUCCAACUGUGUGUGGAGUAAGAGACCACUCGGGUUAAAGGCAUUGAAAAGAUAUUUACACUUUUCUUUUACAGCCUUUACUAUCUAUUUUGUACUAAAUAGAAUGUGAAAUAUGCAGAUUCGGUGAGCAUCCAUCGUCUUUAGCAAUAUUCUUGUUUUUACAGCAAGCAAUUACCUUGCUUUGCUUUUCAUUACUUAUAAAAUGAUUCUCAAUCAUGUAAUUAAGGUUUAUUUGUUGACAUAUUUGUAUUCAUAUAUGUUACUUUAUUUUUAUUCUUAAAUGUAUAUGAAAAUGAUUAAGGGACAUAAACAUUAAAUACAGUUACAAUGUUCCUAAAUUAUGUAUGACAAGAUAAAACUAUGCUGUUUUUUCUGUAUGGUUGUUUUGUUUUUCUUAAGAGGGUUAAAUGACUGUUUAUUUAUAUGUUUACGAUAUAUUCAAGGACUGUGUUAUACAUUUCACUAUCAUUUACCAUGUAUUAUAUAAUAUUUGAUGUGAUAAUUUUAAGAUUACCUGAGAUUUCAAGAAUAAGAUAACGGUUUGUUCUACUUAGAUAAGAUAAUAAAUGAAAUACAUCUUGACAUGUGAAGUAGAAUACUCGCAACUGUUUGGUUUUAGAUUUGAAUCUGCAAACAUUUCAAAAUUAUAUAGAAGUUUUUAGAAUAAUCUUAAAGAUUUAGAAACGAGUAUUCAUUUUGAUAUAGAUGGUGCUUGUUAAGAACAGUUUUUAUCUUAAUUCAAAUGCAAAUACUAAUUAUAUGUUUAUAAAAAUUGGAAUUUAUUGUACAUUGUUAAGAAUUUUUUUUUUAUUGUCGUCAAGAUUAUAUAACCUGCUAAACGUAAACAUUCAAAAAAAUUUCAAUUUGUUUGUUAGUUAAUAUUCGUUAGAUUUUAUUAAGCUUAGACAUUAUAUGAAUAUGCAA